Molecule: messenger RNA, 2195 nt
Organism: Uranotaenia lowii
Lineage: Eukaryota; Metazoa; Arthropoda; Insecta; Diptera; Culicidae
Product: carbonic anhydrase 2-like
Exons: 7
Coding region: 698-1636 (312 amino acids)
Cellular component (GO): cytoplasm
Molecular function (GO): zinc ion binding; carbonate dehydratase activity
Source: RefSeq, a predicted model, not a curated record
ACGGUAAUCAGCCAAGGAACAUCCCUUGAGAAAAAGGGGCUCACGGGGAAUUACCACCCGCAUCUCGAGAUCCGAUCGAAGUGCCAUCACCCGGAUUAAGUGGCCGCUAUUUUUAAGCAGAACAGAACAGAAGUCGAUCCCCGACGAGGCGCUGUGUGCUUUUUUUGUUCUAGUCACUCUCAACUCAAGAUUUGCGCCACACGCGAGGGUGUUUCGAAAUUCGUCUGUAAACUGUAAUCGGUGCAGUGCUCCGGGAAAGCUGGAAUUCACUUUCACGUGCAGCAGCUCAACAAUAACUACCUGCUGUUGACUUGCUGGCUUGUAAAGAACGCGGGAUUAUCUGCGGACCACAAUUCAGUUCGGUGCUUACGCCUAGUGGCAGUGUUUCGUCGCUCAAGUGCCAAGUGGUUCUGCAAACGGGAUUGCGAUAACGUGAUUAUAGACGUGUUGUGCAUCCAGUCACCGGAUAGGUGUCAAUUUGUGAUUCGCGUUUCAGGGUUCAGAACAAGUGGUAGAACGCGGAAAUUUUCCCCAACCGAAAGUUGCGUUCUGGAACACAGUCAGUAGUGGAACGUAGAAAGUGUAGACAGCUGGUCGUGAUCCGGGAUUGUUCCUUGGCCUAAAAACGAGGGGAGAACGACUUUUAAGUGAUAAGUUACUGAUAGUACAAAGAAGGAUACACAUCAGAAAACACAAAAUGAAGCGGUUCUGUUCGAAGGAUCUAGUUGCAGUGAUAGUGAUUACGGUUUUGGUGCUUUCGGAAGCUUCCGGUCACAGGUUCGGUUACAGCAAACCCGACCAAAGGCGAUGGUCCAAGGCACACGAAAGCUGUGCAGGAAAGCACCAAUCACCGAUUGCCAUCAGCAGUAGUAAGGCAAUUCCGCUAAACAUGCCCGCCAUCGAGUUGGUCGGUUACAACAAUUUGCUACCGGGACCGAUCACUCUGCACAACAAUGGCCACUCGGUGUCUCUCGGAAUACCGAAAACCGAUCCGGCCAAGGGAAAACAUCCGUACAUCUUCGGCGGCAAGUUGCAGAACGAGUAUGAGCUGGAGGGCCUCCAUUUCCACUGGGGGGACAAAAACAACCGAGGCUCGGAGCAUGUUCUAAAUGAUAUCAGAUACCCACUCGAAAUGCACAUCAUUCACCGAAAUAAAAAGUACAAAAAUGUCGCCGAAGCUUUGGGAUAUUCGGAUGGUUUGACCGUACUUGGAUUCUUCUAUCAGGUCACGGAACACGAGGGCAACGAGAUCGGAUACCUGUUGCGAUCCUUCCCGGCAAUCGAAGACUACGACAACCAGGUGCACUUGAACUAUACCUUCACACUCAAUUCACUCCUCGGAGAUCUGGACCUGACCCGGUUCUACACCUACAAGGGCUCGCUGACGACACCACCCUGCUCCGAGGCUGUCACCUGGGUCGUCUUCCCGGAUCUGCUGAACAUUUCCAUCUCCCAGAUCCGUCGUUUCCGUGUGCUGGACACCGGUAUGCAUGGCUCGCCGAUGGUGGACAAUUAUCGGGCGCUGCAGCCCCUCGGCAAUCGACGCAUUUUUGUCCGGAAGGUUAAUGCACGCAACACGGCACUGGACGUGGUGCGGAACGAGAUCGACCACACCAAGUGGGACUGGGUGUACUGAGAAGACCUCGGCCGACCACUCGAGAGAGAGAGAGAUGAUGGGCUGUCAACUCGCAGAUCACGGAAACUCAAGCCGUUGGCGGCAAACAGGAAGUCAUCUGAUUUGAUUGCAAGCAGGAGGAGGAGGAGUAGGGUUGCACAAACGAUUACCAAAAGAUAAUUGAGCGGGUGCGAUCGUAAAUGCGCGUGUAGGAACUCUUUUUAUUUGUGAAUAUCUUCAUCGUUCAACUGUUCAUUUGCUUCAGAAAUUUACACUCAAUUACAAGAAAAUCUAAUGCAGGAUUAUACCCCGUUCGGGUUAAGACCAACAAUUGGAGAAACAUGCAUAAUUCAUAACAAUAAUGUGUUCUACUAAUGGUUCUAAGAAUGUCGAUUAAGCUUAAGUUAUUAACUGAAUCUAAUUAGAAGUAAUUAAAGUAUAAAUAAUUUAAAUAUGGUUGAAUAACCAAUUCAAUAAACUUCAAAAAGUCUAGCCAACGGGCUUAUAUAUAGUUAAGUGCAAUCGAGAAGGCGAAUCACAUAUGAAAUUUAUAGGUAAAUAUCGAAUCAUAUGUACUGGA